AUGGAUUGCCCAUCAGUCAGCGAGAUGACCAUCUCCGCUCUACACAAGCUCAACGACUGUCUGCAACAUGCACUCUUGCGGGAAUUGGCAGAGCAGCUGAAGGCCUACUUCGGGAAGAACUGGAGGCAGAAACUCCGCAUCUGCGCUACUUCAAACGGGAUCUACGAUGACAGCGGGCUGCGUACGGACGAAUUUGUCCGACCUCAUGCUGUACGACGUUUGAAGAAACUGAUCGAGGGGCUGGACGAGUGCAUUGAAAUUGUAACGAAGGAUCAGGACUGUCUGUUUCCGGGCUGCGCUGAAUAUGACGAGUCAAUGGAAUCCGAAUGUGAUGAGCCAGGCCCUAAGAUUGAACGGCUAGUGAGACCUGAAGGGGGGCCUAAACUCACAAAGGUACUGGAAAAGGUCCAACUUAGGCUUGAGAAGAUCGGCUUACUCGCUGAGAGAAUGAUGGACACUUACAAUGACGCGCGGGAUUAUGAAGCCAAGGCCAAGUUCACGUAUGUGGACUAUCAGAAGCUGGAUGAUCCCGACUAUAAGCAUCAUCGUGAUGUGGAUGUUGAGGGCCUGCGCAGAUUGAAGCAACAUCUUGUUCGGGAGUACCAUCAAGGGUAUUCCAUCGACUUCCCGAAAUAUAAAGCUGGACCUAGCGAAGACUUACCCAGCGGUAAAUCUGCAGUGGCUUACCUUGAACAGAACCAUCGACAGCAGGUCCACCGGUUAAUCUUCGCCGUACUCCGCCGACACCACCGGCUGAGCAUGUCGCGAAACGCAGCGGAGAAGCGGCGGGCCACCGCACAGGCUGCAGCAGAUGGCACAGGAGACGUUUUGUCCGAGAACCCGCCGGCGAGCGUAUUUCAACCCCGGCUGCCAUCCACCGAUGCAAUGAGGCAUUUGAAAGUUGGCUCGUGGUCCAAGACCCCUCGUCCAGAGACCCUUGAGGGCCAGGAGCGAACAUUUCAAUGUCCAUACUGCGGCGACAUGCUCCUGGAGGCAGACUCGGAGCGCACAGCAUGGUAUGAACAUGUCAACUGCGACCUUCUACCAUUCACCUGUCUCUGGCCAUGCUGUAAGCAAGAAGACCCGAAGGAAUUUGCGAACGUGGUCAAAUUAACAGCCCAUCUCGAAGAGAAUUUCGGGACAGUCGAGCACUGGGUGUGUGAUGCUUGCCUUGCUCAGGGAAAGCCUUGCAACAGUUGCGAAUUCAUGAACAAGAAGGAUCUUGAUAAGCAUCUUGCCUCGGCUCAUCCGAACCACAGCAAUGGUUUGACUCCCACUGUCCGUCUGGAGGUCCCUAGCGAAUGUCCGCUGUGCCCUCGCAAGCUCAUCUAUAAAACUCGUGGUCCGGAUUCGCUUUAUCCCCAUGUUGCUAAUCAUAUGGAACGGUUUGUUUCUCUGGCGUUGCCGGAGAUUGGGGGUGAGGGGGCGGAUUGUUAA
Aspergillus welwitschiae is the source of this 1437-nucleotide messenger RNA. RefSeq lists its product as uncharacterized. The transcript is spliced from 3 exons. The record is from RefSeq and is a predicted model, not a curated record. NCBI's taxonomy places the organism in Eukaryota, Fungi, Ascomycota, Eurotiomycetes, Eurotiales, Aspergillaceae. Bases 1 to 1437 code for a protein of 478 amino acids.